ACACACGAAAAACGUUCCAAAAAGUGCUGAAAAUACAAUUUAAUUUGCUAAAAAUAUAUAAAACAUUUAUGCAAAUACAUAUUACAACUAACGGUUAUAAGUUGCAAUAUUUGAUUGAGUGAGAAGUGUAAAUAAAUUGCAUUUAAAGGAAAUUUGCCCGAACACUCAGCGUGGCUUCUGCGUGUAUGUGCUUUUCUACAUUUACCUGCUGAACGAGACGGGUAGCGUGUGUAGAGUGAGUGAGUGAGUGUGAGUGAAGAAGGCAAUACAAAAAAAUAACUCGCCGACGACAAAUAAUUAUCUGUAAAUUUGUCAUAUUUAAACAAUUUUAUUGUGAAAUUGUGCAAAAUGUCAGAUGAAACUAUCAUACAGCCAGAAACGCUGCUGGAUAACAAGCCGGACGAUGAAAAGAAAACACCAAAACGGACACCCAAACGGCGCUCGUUUAUAGAACGUGCCCAGGCUGAAAGUGAAGAACUUGUACGGACCAUGGGCGGUAAUCUAGAAUUGGAGGGCGGACGACGCACACGUUCCAGUACCCGAGGAACACCGACCCGAUCCGCUGAAACAAUUACACCGCCACCAUCUAAAAAGGCACGUGUAACGCCGCCAACAGCCACCAAGAGUAGUGGCGGUGGUGGGAAAGGACGGGGGGCGCGCAAAUUGGAUAUAAGUAGCGAAGAGCCGCCAGUAGAAAAAUCAAAAACAGCAGCAAAGAAAAAGGACCAGAAUGAAGCGGAAGCCAAAAACGAAAAGGAGAAAGUCAGUGAACCUGUAAAGGGCAAGCCUGCUGCCAAGAAGGAGAAGAAGGAAGAGAAACCCCCAAAAGUGGUGAAAGAGCCUGCCAAACAGAAGAAAGAGGAGAGUGAUGACAAGGAGGUGAUAGAGGAGAAGGAGGAGGAGAAAAAGGAAGUCAAGGAGAAAGAAGAAGAGAAAUCGUCAACACAGGAAACAGAAAUCAAGGAAAGCGAAUCAAAAGAUCAGACAGAUGGUGGAGUUUUGGCAUCAGUGCCAGAAGAGAAACAGAAUCAUGUAAAUGAACAAGACAAACCAGAGGAGGAGACACCGAAAGAAGAAGAAAAAGUAGUAAAAGAAGCCAAAGCAGAGGAAACAAAAGCAGUAGAGGAGGUACCGCCAAAAACUUCCGAAAAAGAGGAGCCCACAAGUACUCCCGCCGUAGUAGCAGAAUCUGAAUCUAUUCCUGUUAAAUCCGAUGCUCCCACCGAUGCUGAUCCAAUGGAAGUAGAUGAAGAAGUGUCGACUGAUGCACCAGUCGAGGAUAAGACACCGGAUAUUAAAGUUAAAGACACAGUGGCCGCUGUGUCAUCAUCGUCAUCAUCAUUGGAGGAAACGCCGAAAACUGAAUCCGAGCCAGUUGUGGCAAAAGAGCCCACACCAGAGCCCAUGGAAGUAGAUAGCAGUUCAAAGAGCAGCAAUACCACUGAACCUAGCCCAGCCAUAAAUGACGACAAACCAGCCGAACAACCGGAGGAGAAGGAAAAGGAACAGUCCGAGCAGACGUCAUCAGCUCCAGUCGUCGAAGCGUCGGCGGCGGAAACUUCUUCAGAAGAAGUAAAAGCAGUAGAAACCUCUGUACCAGCGGUAGAAUCAACAGAAGCAAGCAAUAAAUCAGAUGUCGUUGAUGAGGUGGCCACGGAAGUGAAAGAGGAUCCAAAGCCAGUGGAGAACAAUUCUGUACCGGCGACACCAGCGCCAAAUACAGAUGCGGAAGCGUCCGUACCAGUUGCGCCACCAGCCACAGAUUCUGCCACCAAUGAUAUCAGCAAGCAGGUGGCUCCUCCUUCAGUUGUGCCGGAAUCCCCAGUCAAGGAGACAGUGCCCACAGUGGUGACCACCGAAAGUAACAAAACUGAGCACAAGGAUAAUGGCGAGCCCAAAAUCGACGACGGCGAGAAUCAUGCAACGCCGCAGGCUUGUAAUUAAGAACAUGGAUAUGGGAUAUGAUUGACAAUGUGUGAAACCAAUACCUUUAGUGCGUGCCGGAUGUGUACAAAUUUUUUGAGUGCAUCUCUUUUUUUAGCCAGGAUGCUGCCAAAACAGAUGAUUAUGAAAUAAAAAAACAAAGCAAACGAAAUUUAAGAGUUCCCAACAAUUUGCAAUAAUAUUCUACACAAAAAUGACAAAUUUAUAAUUUGUUUUCCUCCUCAAGAUGGCGCAACACGUAAUUUAAUCCAAGAAAUCUAAUCAAAUCCUUCCCGCCUCCACUUACAUAUAUAUAAACAUAUACCUAUAUAUAAUUAUAAUAUUGUUUGUGUACAUUUAAUUCAAUCGGAAUCAAAUACAUAAUAAAAAUGAUGUAUGUAAAA
Messenger RNA from Drosophila willistoni, 2327 nucleotides. Its product is annotated as FK506-binding protein 5. The coding region runs from base 349 to 1944 and encodes 531 amino acids. Lineage: Eukaryota; Metazoa; Arthropoda; Insecta; Diptera; Drosophilidae. The record is from RefSeq and is a predicted model, not a curated record. The transcript is spliced from 4 exons.